AUGGUCAACCGAGCGCCGAAACGGAGACGCGCGAUGGCUGAACCGGAGACGAUCAAUCCUGCGGCGCAAAUGGUCCGUGAUUUUCGGGCGAAGAAUGCUGGAGGAAAGUCGGAAGACGAAUACCAGGAGCUCAUAAAAAGGAUCAUACAACACCUUCUCAAACGACUGAUGGAUCAUGGUGCCCGGACCGCGUUUACAGGGAUGCGAAGCAGGGACGAUAAUGUUGGCCGUUCGCGAAACGAAACUUCGUACCAUCUGCGCCAGAACUUAUUACCCCGGUUGAAGGAGCGGAUGUGGUCGUUAACGCUCGCGAUGGACCCCAGGAUGGCCACUCAGGGCGAUUUUCGAGCGUGGUAUGAUCAAAUUCUGGAGCAUUUGGUAGAGAUUGAUAACAUUUUAGAGCAAAUCGAUCUGGUGAUAGGCGCCAUUUAUGCCGGCGAACAUGAAUUUCUCAGCCUCAGAGGGCCAGCAGAGGAUAACCCACGUAUACAAGAGUUGACCCCGUUCAGUACCAACAAGAUCAAACACAUGGUUAAACACCUCCUCAACGCCGAACUCAGAUUGUUCUUACACGCAUCCAAAUCGUUUUUCAUUGAGUUCAGAUUUGCAACUUCGUCGAAGGGCCAAGACCGCUCGAUGAUCGAGAAAUGGCGCGAAGUUUAUCAAGCCGCUGCGGGGAUACUCGGCGAGAUUGACGGGAUCGUAGAAUGGCUUGGGAAGCCUUUGAUCGAAAUGGCCAAGGAAGAAUGGGAAGAGUUGAUCGUAGCGAUCGACGAUUUGUUAGACUACCUGCUUCGGGUCCUCGAGCGGGAUCUGAUCGGCAGCUUGAGUCCCACGGGGGAGAAGUUCUGUCAACUCACGAUCCCGGUCGUCAAGCUAUGUCGGAUAUACUUCAACAAGUUCUCGCGACUCAGGAGUAGUACGCCACUGAUUUUCAUCGGCGGAUCGAUGCAGAUCGAGGUGGCUCAGUUGAGGGAGUUGCUCAGCGAUACCAAGGAUACUGGCGAUUUCAUAGACGACUUUGUCCAUACGAUGACAGGAUGGCCAUCCAGUGAACGCCAGAUAAAAAACGUGUUUCUGAAUCUGGUGGGCGGCUUUGUCGAGUCCUCGGGGGUCUUGAUCAAGUACUGGGAAUCACUUUUGUCAAGCCCUGAUCAUCGUACACCAGAUGAGCAGCAGAAGAUCCAGGACGCUCAGAGAUGGGACGAAGAGUGGACCGAUGCAUUCUAUAAAGCCGCUGGAGCUGUGCAGGAAGAGGCAGAAGGCCUCGAACACCUCGAUGACGAUUACGAGUCCCAUCUGUUGAUAUGGGCAUAA
Messenger RNA from Puccinia triticina, 1317 nucleotides. RefSeq lists its product as uncharacterized. NCBI's taxonomy places the organism in Eukaryota, Fungi, Basidiomycota, Pucciniomycetes, Pucciniales, Pucciniaceae. The record is from RefSeq and is a predicted model, not a curated record. The coding region runs from base 1 to 1317 and encodes 438 amino acids. The transcript is spliced from 3 exons.